UUCAGUUACAUAUUUGAAUCCAUAAACGAUAGUGUGCAGUGGUAUGUAGACAAGAGGUACUUCAGGUAGGUAAUAAACUUCAAGCUAGACGUUUUCGCCAUAAAAUAACUAAUUGAGUACCUAUCGAGUGAUUAAAAACUUUAAGGUUUUGUGAGUCUUUCCGCGUAAUUAUAGCAUUCACGGACCUACAAAUCAAAAGUUUUUCCUAACUACGAAGAAGGAAGUUCCGAGGUUAGACCGGCGACGAUUCUUACUCUCUGACUAAGAAGCUGUAAAAAUUUCGUGAUUUUCGCAUCGUGUUUGCAAAUACUUCGACCCUAUGCGUCCAUUAUUCAAUUACAUGUUGCUAAAAAAUUCGAGCUUUGGAUUACCGAUCUGUUCCAAUUUAUUGAUGAAUUACAAACGGACAGCAUCUUUUGCUAUUUUACCAUUUCAAUCUAAAACGAAGCUUUCAUCAAAUUCAAUCGACACAUUGAAAUGGAAUUCUGCUAAUAUUUAUACUCGUACUGCACCUAUUGCACCAGUUGCUUCAACUGGCACAGAAGUUGCGAAGGAUGAAAGCAAAGAGUUUAUGGAUGUAUUUCCGGACAUCGUACGUGAUUUAACUAGUGCUGGAAGACAUCCAGAUAUUCCUGAUGCCAACAACUGGUAUGCUAAGGUAUUGGAGUACACCGUUCCCGGAGGAAAGAAAAAUCGUGGAUUAACUGUAGUCACCGCCUACCGUGUCUUCUGUCCUCCAGCUGAAUUGACACCUGCCAAUAUACGACUGGCUCAUGUACUCGGAUGGUGUGUUGAGAUGCUUCAAGCAUUUCUUUUAAUAUUGGACGAUAUUAUUGAUGGAGCUGAAAUGAGAAGAGGUUACCCCUGCUGGUAUCAGCUCCAUGAAAACAAAAAUAUCGCCAUCAACGAUGGUGUUCUAGUAGAAAACGGCAUUUAUGUGAUUUUAAAAAAGUAUUUCAGAGAUAAACCGUACUAUUUGGACAUUUUGGAGGCUUGUCAAGACGCGAUUUUUAAAACUUCAAUGGGACAAUUGUCGGAAAUACUGAUGUGUCGUACUUUCCAGGAAACUAGAAAAUUUGAUACAUUCACAAUAGAUCGUUAUAAUACCAUCACAAAAUAUAAGACGUCCUAUUACUCCUUUCAUCUGCCAGUAGCAUUGUCUAUGUAUAUGGCCGGUAUAAACGACCCGGAGGUACACAGACAAGUGAAGUAUAUACUUCUCGAAAUGGGACAUUAUUAUCAAAUUCAGGACGAUUAUUUGGACUGUUUUGGAGAUGCGGAUGAAAUCGGUAAACUUGGUUUUAAUGAUAUCAAAGAAGGUAAAUGCUCUUGGCCAAUAGUAGUAGCUUUACAAAGAGCAACUGCUCAACAAAAGCAAACGUUGGAGAAAUGUUACCAAAGCGCAGAUCCAGAAAACAUGCAAACUGUGAAAAAAAUCCAUCAAGAAAUCGGUCUUCCAUCUAUUUUUGCUACCUAUGAAGAACAAGUUCAUAAAUCGAUUGUGGAUCACAUUCAGCAAUUACCUAGAGGCAUUCCUGAAGAAAUAUUUUUCAAAAUGCUCGACAAAAUUCAUGCACGGAGUAUUUAAUUACAACAUCUAUAUGCAUUUUUGUGGAACAUUUACCACUCGUAUGUACAUCUUAUUACAAUAAAAUCCACUUCCGAUCUC
Planococcus citri (citrus mealybug) is the source of this 1669-nucleotide messenger RNA. RefSeq names its product farnesyl pyrophosphate synthase-like. Gene Ontology annotation, biological process: trans, trans-farnesyl diphosphate biosynthetic process. NCBI's taxonomy places the organism in Eukaryota, Metazoa, Arthropoda, Insecta, Hemiptera, Pseudococcidae. Bases 320 to 1588 code for a protein of 422 amino acids. The record is from RefSeq and is a predicted model, not a curated record. Gene Ontology annotation, cellular component: cytoplasm. The transcript has 9 exons. Gene Ontology annotation, molecular function: (2E,6E)-farnesyl diphosphate synthase activity; dimethylallyltranstransferase activity.